Messenger RNA from Stylophora pistillata, 2886 nucleotides. RefSeq lists its product as uncharacterized. The record is from RefSeq and is a predicted model, not a curated record. Lineage: Eukaryota; Metazoa; Cnidaria; Anthozoa; Scleractinia; Pocilloporidae.
AUGUCAAAGACAAACGCUGCGACGGGGGAGACUAAGCUACAGCUUGCAUAUUUUACAUCUUUUGUAGAGAUUGUCUUUCAAGAUACCGAACGAGAAGAGCUUUAUCAGAAAUGUGUUGACAAAAUGAUGGAGAGCUUGGCAAAGUUUACAAGAGAGGGAAGCGGUUGGGUUGUACAUUCGAUUGCGGGGUUGGAUUUGCACACGGUGGAAUACACUUCUUUGGAAGGCUCUUCAUACAUUAAGCUAUCACCAUAUCUCGCAAAUAAGAAGGCCAUCAUAAACAUGAAGAAUGGGGAUGAUGAAUGUUUCAAAUGGUGUGUCACGAGAGCGUUGAAUCCUGUUCAGAAUCAUGCUGAGCGUAUCACAAAGAUUUUGAGAAAGCAGGCAGAAAAAUUAAAGUGGGAUGGAAUUAAGUUUCCGAUGGAGGUGAAGAGCAUUCACCGUUUUGAAAAGUUGAAUCCAGGUAUCGCUAUCAACGUUUACAUGUAUGAAGAUAGACUCCAACCCUUGAGAGUUAGCAAGAUCGAGAAGAUUAAUACUCAUAUUGAUCUUCUUCACAUCUCUGAUGGUGAGAAAAAGCAUUACUGUCUCAUCAAAUCAUUGAGUCGACUCGUAUCAAGUCAAUUGUCGAAAAAUGGACAUAAGAAGUUUAUCUGUAGAAGAUGUCUCAAUUUUUUCGGUUCUCAGAAACUUCUUAACACACACGACGAGUUGUGUCGAGAACAUGAGGCUGUGAGAGAGAGGAUGCCACCUUCUGAAUCUUUUCUCUUUUUCAAAAACCAUCACAAAAAGAUGGAUAUGCCGUUCGUCAUCUAUGCCGAUUUUGAAUCGAUCAACAAACCCUUGCACUCCGUUCAACCGAAUCCUAAAGAGUGUUACACUGAAAAGAAGCGACAACAUAUUCCAGUAAGUUUUUGCUACUAUAUUAAGUGUUCAUUUGACGAUAAACACUCAAAAAAGGUUGAGUACACAGCAAAGUCUGAAGAUGAAGAUGUUGCACAGAUAUUUGUCAACAUGCUUGAAGAAGAGGUAAAAGCGAUAUACAAAAAUCAUCCUCCAAAAAAGAUGAUCUUCACAGACGGUGAUGCUAAAAUCUUUGAAAAAGCAACGUGUUGUUGGAUAUGCGAAGAAGAUUUCAUGGCGGGAGAGGAAAAAGUUCGUGAUCAUUGUCAUUAUACAGGUAAAUUUCGAGGGGCUGCACAUGACGAAUGCAACCUGAAAUUCCGACGACCAAAAUUCACACCCGUCAUCUUUCACAACUUGGCAAACUAUGACGCUCAUCUCUUUGUGAGAAAUCUCGGCGUCUCAGAGGGAAACAUUGAUUGCAUACCAAACAAUGAAGAAAAAUAUAUCAGCUUCACAAAACAUAUUGUGGUUGAUAGAUUUUUCGAUAAAAAGAAAGACAAAGACGUUGAGGUCAAGAGAGAGUUGAGAUUUAUCGAUAGCUUCAAAUUCAUGCCUUCCAAGCUUGACGAGCUUGUUAACAACCUUGCUAAAAAGGGUGAGUCUUUUUUUCAAAAUACAGGAAAAUAUUAUCAUGGAGAGAAGCUUAAACUGUUGAUGAGAAAGGGUGUUUAUCCUUAUGAAUGGAUGGAUUCUAUAUACAAGCUUGAUGAGACUGAGCUUCCACCGAGAUCUUGUCAUUAUUCUACUCUCAGUGGAGAAGGAAUAUCAGAUGAAGCUGAUGAACAUAGACACAAAGUAUGGAAAACAUUUGGAAUGAAGAUAUUCAGAGACUAUCACAAUCUUUACAAUCGAAGUGAUGUUCUUUUGCUCGCCGAUGUUUUUGAGAACUUUCGAAAGGUUUGCAAGGAGAACUACAAUCUCGAUCCUUGUUGGUACUACACCGCACCGGGGUUGGCUUGGGAUGCUUGUCUCAAACUGACUAAAAUAGAGCUUGAGUUGUUGAGUGAUAUAAACAUGUUGCAUAUGUUUGAGAAAGGUAUUCGUGGCGGUAUCUCAAUGAUUCCAACACGACACUCAAAAGCCAACAAUAAAUACAUGGGAGAGAGGUUUGAUAAGAGCGAACCUUCAAAGUUCAUCACGUAUCUCGAUGCAAACAACCUCUACGGUUGGGCGAUGAGUAAGAAUCUACCGACAGGUGGUUUUGAAUGGGUUGAUGAAAAAGACUUUGGGGGGUGGGAGAAUUUUCCCUGCAUUCUUGAGGUUGAUAUACUCCCCAUGGAGAAAGAUUUAUACGAUCACUUCAACCACUACCCUCUCGCUCCUGAGAAUCUGUUGGUUAAUAAAGUGAAAAAGCUGCUAUGUACCUUUUAUGGUAAAAAGAAGUACAUCAUACACCAUGAGACUCUGAAGCUUUACAAAUCUCUUGGAAUAAAGAUUGGAAAGAUUCACCGCGUCAUCAGAUUUGAAGAAAGUCCUUGGAUGAAAAAGUAUAUCGAUCUCAACACAUCUUUGAGAGCCAAGGCCGAUAACGAUUUUGAGAAAGAUUUUUUCAAACGCAUGAACAACUCUGUAUAUGGCAAGACGAUGGAGAUCAUUCGGAAACGAGUCGAUAUAAGACUUGUCAACUCAGAAGGUAAGGCGAAGAAGUUGGCAAAUAAAGUGAACUUCAAACAUUGCACCAUAUUUUCCGAGAAUCUCUGCGCGUUUCAUAUGGGAAAGACACAAAUUUACUUUAACAAACCUGUCUAUCUCGGAAUGUGUAUCCUCGAUCUCAGCAAGACUCUGAUGUACGACUUUCAUUACAAUUACAUCAAACCAAAAUACGGAGACAGAGCAAAGCUUCUUUUCACCGAUACAGACAGUCUCUGCUAUGAGAUUCAGACUGAAAAUUUUUAUAAAGAUAUUAUCGAUGACGUGGAUCGUCUGUUUGACACGAGCAGCAUUCCGAAAGAUCAUCCGUCUGGAAUACCGAGUGGGUAA